GGCAAUACUGGCAAGUGGUAGAUGGUCCCGCCUCCUCAUUGACCAUUGAAACAGCUGAUAUUGCUUUAGGCUCCUAUACCAUGAAUGUGGCAAUCUAUCAUUACCGGGGACGUGAGAAAUUCAUUCCUAUUGGUGGUGCCUCAUCUCAGUUCAGCAUCACUGACCAGAUCCCGUUCCAAGUGAACAUUGCACAACUUCUUGAUACCGAUGGGACAGAUAGUCGCUUUGUGCGAAACCGAGCCAUCUCCUUUGCUGUGCAGCUCCAUGAUCCUAGUCAAUACCUCCAUGAUGCUGACAUCUCCUACUCCUGGGAUUUUGGUGACCAGAGCGGGACCCUGAUUUCUCGAUCAACCAUGGUCACUCACACCUACCUUUCCGCUGGUACCUUCAGCCCUCGCGUGGUGGUUCAGGCUGCCAUACCUGUGGCCUCAUGUGGAGGCAGUACUUCAGAAGACCCAUUCAUCAUGCCCACAACCCUCAUGACCACCACCACUCCGAGUGGAACUACGGUUCAAGCUUCCAGUGUGUUUUCCACUAUAAAUAGCAUCACUGGGGCAAGCACUGAAGAGGCUGUGACUUCUG
Notechis scutatus (mainland tiger snake) is the source of this 582-nucleotide messenger RNA. The record is from RefSeq and is a predicted model, not a curated record. NCBI's taxonomy places the organism in Eukaryota, Metazoa, Chordata, Lepidosauria, Squamata, Elapidae.